CAACUUGGAAGAAUGACAAGAAUAAUGUUUGGGAGAGUUAAUGAACAGUAGUCGAGAGAGAAGUCGUGGGUGGGGUACUGAGAGGCGACAUGGCUGACAGAAUGGCGCGGCGCAGGGUUAAGCUCUACGCGCUCAACGCUGAUCGCCAGUGGGACGACAGGGGCACAGGUCAUGUGACGUCCUCAUAUGUUGAACGGUUAAAAGGUAUGUCCCUCUUAGUACGAGCAGAGUCCGACGGCUCCCUGUUGUUAGAGUCCAGGAUUCAGGCGGACACAGCAUACCAGAAACAGCAAGGGACUCUGAUUGUGUGGUCAGAGGGCGAGAACUUUGACUUGGCGCUCAGUUUUCAAGAGAAGGCCGGCUGUGAUGAGAUCUGGGAAAAAAUAUGUCAGGUGCAAGGAAAGGACCCGAGCGUUGAUAUCACUCAAGAUAUCGUCGAGGAGAGCGAAGAUGAAAGAUUCGACGACGUCUCGGACUCGAACCCCUGGGUGGAAUUGCCGCCUUGUGAGAUUGGCAGACUGGAAGACAUCAACGAGGUUAUAAGCAACUGCCUCCACUCACCAGUACGGAGAGAAAAGCUGGCAAUAGCCCUGGAGAACGAAGGCUACGUCAAGAAACUGGUCUCCGUAUUCCACACCUGCGAGGAUCUGGAGAAUAUGGAAGGGCUGCAUCUCCUCUACGAAAUCUUCAAAAAUAUCUUCCUGCUCAACAAAAACGCCCUAUUUGAAAUCAUGUUCGCCGACGAUACAAUAUUCGACGUCGUUGGCUGCUUGGAGUACGACCCUUCCUCGCCGUACCCUAAGAGACAUCGCCAGUAUCUAAAAAGUAUAGCAAAGUUUAAGGAGGUAAUCCCCAUCGAGAAUAGUGAGUUACUGAGCAAGAUACACCAAACAUACCGUGUACAGUAUAUCCAAGAUGUGGUCCUUCCCACCCCAGCAGUGUUUGAGGAGAAUAUGCUCUCCACUCUCUCCUCAUUUAUAUUCUUCAACAAGGUGGAAAUUGUCUCUCUUAUACAGGAAGACGAACGAUUCCUGAGCGAGUUGUUCCACCAGCUGGGAGGCGAUGAAGACAUACCCACAGAGAAGCGGCGAGACUUGGUACUGUUCCUAAAGGAGUUCUGCACCUUCUCCCAAACCCUACAGCCCACCAGCAGAGAGGCGUUCUUUAAAACUCUGUCCAGCCUGGGGGUCUUGUCGGCGCUGGAGAUCACCCUCGGACUCGACGACGCGGUUAUCAAGUCGGCCUCCAUUGAUAUUCUCAGCUACAUCGUGGAGUUCUCCCCGUCGAUGGUUCGCGAGUACAUGGUGCAGCAACAACAUAAAACAGAAGAGGAGCAGUAUCUUUUAAACAUCAUCAUUGAGCAAAUGGUGGUGGACUCUGAUCCUGAGAUGGGGGGGGCGGUCCAGCUGAUGGGUAUACUGCGGAUACUGAUAGAUCCCGAGAACAUGAUGGCCACCGUCACCAAGUCGGAGAGGGCGGACUUCCUCGCGUUCUUUUAUAAACACUCGAUGCAUUACCUUGUGG
Homarus americanus (American lobster) is the source of this 1524-nucleotide messenger RNA. RefSeq names its product serine/threonine-protein phosphatase 4 regulatory subunit 3A-like (gene flfl). Lineage: Eukaryota; Metazoa; Arthropoda; Malacostraca; Decapoda; Nephropidae. Gene Ontology annotation, biological process: DNA damage response; protein dephosphorylation. The record is from RefSeq and is a predicted model, not a curated record. Gene Ontology annotation, molecular function: protein phosphatase activator activity. Gene Ontology annotation, cellular component: protein phosphatase 4 complex; nucleoplasm.